CGCGUGUCACCCAUUUUCGAUUCGUCUCAUCUUCACGUUCACAUCAAACCCUGAAAAACAAAACCAAUCACCAUUGAUGCAAGAUUCCUUCCUCACAAGUCACAACACUACAAAGCUGUAAAUAAAAAAAUUGAAAACCCAUCAAAACCCCAUUUUUUUUUCUCGUAAUUGCUCAUCCAAACCAGUUAAAAUUAAGAAUCUUAUCAAUCUGGCUUUUGAUUAUUGAUUCUUUGGUGGGUUAUUUUGCAAGAAUCACUUUCAAGAAAGUCCGCUCAUAAAAAAGUCUCCCUUUUGGAUCUCGGUAGAAAGAAUCAUUUUCGAUGACGAUUGUCGGAUCUGAAUUGUCGAUUCACAACCGAAUUCUCAUGGAUUGAACAUACAAAAACCCUAAUUUCCGAGUCCUCUGUCGUUCAAAACCGCAUUUCGGGAGUGAUGAUUCAAAAUUAAAAUCCCGGAAGUAUUCUAAUUUAGAUUUAGAAAAAAGGGUUUGUGGAAUUGAGUAACGUAAAGAUGGGAUCGAGAGAAGAGAGACAUCAACAUCAUGAUCUUGUCCCCUUAGCUGCAUUGAUUAGUAGAGAGAUGAGAAGUGAGAAAAUGGAGAAACCAACUGUUCGUUAUGGAUAUGCAGCUCAAUCAAGAAAAGGAGAAGAUUACUUCAUGAUGAAAACCGAUUGCCAAAGAAAUUCUGGUCAUCAAUCAUCAAGCUUUUCAGUUUUCGCUAUAUUCGAUGGUCAUAACGGGAAUGCUGCAGCAGUUUAUUCAAGGGAUAAUCUUUUAAACCACAUCUUGAGUGCGAUUCCUCGUGGUCUUGGACGUGAAGAGUGGCUUCAGGCAUUACCUCGGGCAUUGGUUGCAGGUUUUGUGAAGACCGAUAAGGAGUUUCAAAGAAAAGGUCAAACUUCUGGAACUACUGCUACUUUUGUAAUUGUUGAUAGAUGGACUGUAACAGUUGCUUCGGUUGGAGAUUCCCGUUGCAUUCUUGAUACACAAGGUGGUGCUGUGUCUGUUUUGACUGUUGAUCAUAGACUUGAAGAGAACGAAGAGGAAAGGGAACGUGUAACGGCUAGUGGUGGAGAAGUAGGGCGGCUGAGUAUUCUUGGUGGGGCCGAGAUUGGUCCCCUUCGUUGUUGGCCAGGAGGGUUAUGUCUUUCAAGAUCAAUCGGGGACAUGGAUGUUGGAGAAUUUAUUGUCCCAAUACCGUACGUAAAACAAGUGAAGUUGUCAAAUGCUGGUGGAAGGCUUAUAAUCGCGUCUGAUGGCAUCUGGGAUGCCGUGUCAUCUGAGAUGGCUGCAAAAUCUUGUCGUGGUUUGCCUGCUGAACUCGCUUCUAGGCAAGUAGUCAAGGAAGCAUUGAGAACAAGGGGAUUAAGAGAUGAUACAACCUGUAUAGUUGUGGACAUAAUUCCGCCUGACACCACAAUGCCGCCACCAUCUCCACCACGUAAAAAGCACAGCAAACUCCGAUCCUUCUUCUUCAGAACAAAGUCCCAUGGUUCCACUAGUAAACUAUCCAAAAAACUAUCUGCUGUAGGCAUCGUUGAGGAACUUUUCGAAGAAGGUUCAGCCAUGCUUGCAGAAAGGUUGGGGAACGAGGAGAAUGGCGGUUCAUCAACAACGGGUCUUUUCAUGUGUGCGGUUUGUCAGGUUGACUUAGGGGCAAGUGAAGGGAUAUCGGUUCAUGCAGGUUCUAUCUUUUCAACAAGCUCAAAGCCAUGGCAAGGUCCAUUUCUUUGUGCUGAUUGUCGUAAUAAGAAAGAUGCUAUGGAGGGAAAGCGACCUAGUGGAGUGAAAGUUACUUAGCUGAUUUAUUUGAGGUAGAUGAUUGAUUUGAAUCUAAAGGUGGUGUGACACCAUGAUGUAUAUGUGGUAAUUGGUAAUAAUGUUUUAAUGAGUUGUGUAGUGUAUGAUGGAAAUUUAGGAUUGAAGAGUGUUUAUUGUUUGGUAAGAUGUUGAUAGAAAUUUAACAAAUUUUGUAGGGGGUUGAGUUAACAAUAAGCGAGUUAGGAACAUUGAUUGUUUCGGGUGUCUUUGUUUAUGGUAUUAAAAACGAUUUGUUUGUGAUUA
This is a messenger RNA of Lactuca sativa (garden lettuce), 2064 nucleotides long. Its product is annotated as putative protein phosphatase 2C 15. Gene Ontology annotation, biological process: protein dephosphorylation. The record is from RefSeq and is a predicted model, not a curated record. Gene Ontology annotation, molecular function: protein serine/threonine phosphatase activity. Lineage: Eukaryota; Viridiplantae; Streptophyta; Magnoliopsida; Asterales; Asteraceae.